Amphiprion ocellaris (clown anemonefish) is the source of this 2198-nucleotide messenger RNA. RefSeq names its product DNA meiotic recombinase 1 (gene dmc1). Gene Ontology annotation, cellular component: nucleus; condensed nuclear chromosome. NCBI's taxonomy places the organism in Eukaryota, Metazoa, Chordata, Actinopteri, Pomacentridae. The record is from RefSeq and is a predicted model, not a curated record. Gene Ontology annotation, molecular function: DNA strand exchange activity; ATP hydrolysis activity; ATP-dependent DNA damage sensor activity. Gene Ontology annotation, biological process: mitotic recombination; chromosome organization involved in meiotic cell cycle; DNA recombinase assembly. The transcript has 13 exons. Bases 990 to 2018 code for a protein of 342 amino acids.
UUUAUAAAUGGCACAUAAGUAUGUUAGAUUUUCCUUGUAGACUUUUUCACAGCAGACUGUCCUGUAACAGCAGAAAAAAUAGUAAAAUGUAUGGUUAUGAUCAUGAGAGCUCUGGAACUAAAGCAGGUAAGUAGAACUGUUUCAUGUUGGGACAUGUCGUCAUCUGCCAUCAUAAAGUGCCAUUAAUAGAGACAUGAAAAUAAAGUUCUUAUUGUGUAAUACAUCUAUUACCAGUCCAGCAGGGCCUAUAAAACACCAAAAAUAUAAAUACAAGCCAUAUCCAGAAUACAGUGAAUGCAAAUGAUACAACAGUCCAUACGUUUUUCUAAAAAUUAUGCAGAUUCAUAAUUUAACAUAAAUCAUAGCAUGCACUUUAUACAAAAGCACAUAUCCAAUGCGGCAUUCGUGGCCCUUUUCUAGCUCAUGGUCCUGAUCGUUGAAACCAACAGGUUCCAUACAGCCAAAUACAGCAACUAAUUGGCAUUAAAAAAAAAAAAAAAACUCAGACCCGCCAUAAAUCAUUUUAUGGAGAUGUUUCAAUUAGAUGAGGUCAUUAAAACCGACAUUACAGCCCCCCAAACCGAAAGCAAUAUUUAUUCUUGUGUCAGUCAUGCACUCUUCGUUUAGUUGGUCAAUUGAAUUUCGAACUGUACGUAAAUGCGCCUUAAGUCGGAGCUUCCCGCCACUGGCCGCUAGCAAGUCACAUCAAGAGGCCAAGAGCAGCUAUCUUUUAAACUUUUAACAAGAUAUUGUUUUGCCAAGAGCUUAAUAGCAUCGUCGUUGGCUCGUUAAUAUAAACGAAUAGGCAAAUUAAUCAGUUCUGACCGUCUUGUUCAGUAUUUCAGUUUGUAUUUUAUGGUCUGUUGUUGACCAGUGAACGGUAAGCUAACAGCUAGUUUAGCUAGCUUCUCCGACCUCCACUGAAGGUUUUGUUAACUGACAAGUAAAAUACAUUUUAUCUUUACUGUUUAACAAAUUCAGCACCAAAUAUGAAAGUUGUAGAGGAUCAGGUUGUUGAAGAUGACACUUGUUUACAGGAUGAUGAGGAGUCUUUCUUCCAAGACAUUGACCUCCUACAGAAACAUGGAAUUAAUGUGGCAGACAUCAAAAAGCUGAAGUCAGUGGGUAUCUGCACCGUGAAGGGGAUCCAGAUGACCACACGCAAAGCUCUGUGCAACAUCAAGGGCCUGUCGGAAGCAAAGGUGGAAAAGAUCAAGGAAGCAGCUGGGAAAAUGCUGAGUGUCGGUUUCCAGACGGCCUUUGAGUACAGUGCAAAGAGGAAGCACGUGUUCCAUAUCACAACUGGGAGCCAGGAGUUUAACAAACUGUUGGGUGGAGGUAUAGAGAGUAUGGCUAUCACGGAGGCCUUUGGAGAGUUCCGCACAGGGAAAACCCAGCUGUCUCACACACUUUGUGUCACUGCUCAGCUGCCAGGUGAGGACGGAUACUCUGGUGGAAAAGUCAUCUUCAUUGACACAGAGCACACCUUCCGGCCAGACAGACUGAGAGACAUCGCUGACAGGUUUAAUGUGGAUCACGAUGCUGUGCUGGACAAUGUGCUUUACGCCAGAGCCUAUACUAGUGAACACCAGAUGGAGCUGUUGGACUUUGUAGCAGCCAAAUUUCAUGAAGAAGGAGGAGUGUUCAAACUGUUGAUCAUUGACUCCAUCAUGGCUCUGUUCAGAGUAGACUUCUCUGGUCGAGGGGAGCUGGCUGAGCGGCAGCAGAAACUGGCACAGAUGCUUUCGAGGCUGCAGAAAAUCUCUGAAGAGUACAAUGUAGCCGUGUUUAUUACCAACCAAAUGACAGCUGAUCCUGGAGCAGGAAUGACGUUUCAGGCUGAUCCCAAGAAGCCAAUAGGGGGACACAUCCUGGCCCACGCCUCCACCACACGGAUCAGCCUGAGGAAGGGGCGUGGAGAGAUGAGAAUUGCUAAGAUAUUUGACAGUCCUGAUAUGCCUGAGAACGAAGCCACCUUUGCCAUCUCUGGUGGAGGAGUUACUGACGCCAAAGAGUGAAAGACAAAAGGAAGAGAUGAGACUAACAUGUUCACAUUGUUCUCUGCUCAGCUGUGAAGUUAUUGUUUUUUUAAUUAACUUAUUGAUAGACUACCCUAAUCUUAUAUAACUUGUUACAGUUACACUAGCAGUUUUGCACUGUGGUAUGUUUUUAAGGAUGUAUUCUGCUGUAUUAAUAUG